This is a messenger RNA of Telopea speciosissima, 1577 nucleotides long. RefSeq names its product cytochrome P450 710A11-like. Gene Ontology annotation, molecular function: iron ion binding; monooxygenase activity; heme binding. The transcript has a single exon. Gene Ontology annotation, biological process: sterol metabolic process. Lineage: Eukaryota; Viridiplantae; Streptophyta; Magnoliopsida; Proteales; Proteaceae. The record is from RefSeq and is a predicted model, not a curated record. Bases 60 to 1577 code for a protein of 505 amino acids.
UUUCCCCAUAAUUUCACACUUCGGUCCAAACCCACCUUCGCUUCUAUCCUUCUUUAGCCAUGGAGUCGAUAUGGAGCACAUUGGCACCUGCAACUCCUUAUCUGAUCACCUUCAUUGCAUUUCUGAUACUUUUAGAGCAAAUUAGUUACCACAGGAAGAAGGGAAGUCUCCCUGGUCCUCCUCUUGUGUUUCCUUUUCUGGGUAACGCAAUCUCUAUGGUGCGCAACCCAACCAAGUUCUGGGAUCUUCAAUCUUCCUUAGCUAAAUCCACCCCUUUGGGCGUCUCCGCCAACUAUAUCAUUGGGAGCUUCAUCGUCUUCAUCCGAAGCUCUGAACUUUCUCACAAGAUCUUCGCCAAUGUUCGCUAUGAUGCCUUCCAUCUCAUCGGCCACCCAUUCGGUAAAAAGCUUUUUGGUGAACACAAUCUCAUCUACAUGAUGGGUCAGGAUCACAAAGAUCUUCGCCGUCGGAUUGCCCCUAAUUUUACCGUCAAAGCCCUCUCUAUUUACAUCAACUUGCAGCAAAAUAUCAUUCUCGAACACCUGAAACGCUGGGAAUCUCUCUGUUCCAGUAAUCCCUCUAUGCCCAUCGCUCUUCGUCUUCUCUGUCGUGACAUGAAUCUCGAAACCUCUCAAACUGUCUUCGUUGGGCCUUACUUGAGUGGGAAAGCUCGGGAGGAUUUCAAUAGAGAUUACAAUCUGUUUAAUGUGGGCUUGAUGAAACUGCCGAUCGAUCUCCCUGGAUUUGGGUUCCGUAAAGCGAGGUUCGCCGUCAAUAGGCUUUGUGAAUCUCUAGCUGUUUGUGCGGGUCAGAGCAAAGCGAAGAUGAUGAACGGAGAAGAACCCUCGUGUUUGGUUGAUUUCUGGAUGCAGGAAACUGUGAAGGAGAUCAAUGCAGCGGCGGAAUCUGGGGAAAAGGCGCCGUAUUCCGACGAUAUCGAGAUCGGUGGCCAUCUCUUCGACUUCCUCUUCGCAGCGCAAGACGCUUCGACGUCGUCUCUGUUAUGGGCUGUGACACUCUUGCAUUCACACCCUGAAGUGUUGCAGAAGGUUAGAGAAGAGGUCUCUACAAUUUGGUCGCCUGAAUCUGACGCGCUCAUCACUGCGAAGCAAUUGAGAGAGAUGAAGUAUACAGAGGCAGUGGCGCGUGAGAUUGUGAGGUUUCGAACUCCGGCGACUCUUGUACCUCACAUUGCUGCAGAGGAUUUUCCGUUGACGGAUACUUACACGAUUCCGAAAGGAGCGAUUGUGUUUCCUUCUGUCUUCGAGUCUUCGUUCCAAGGGUUCACUGAACCGGAACGGUUCGACCCGGACAGGUUCUCGAAGGAUCGGAAGGAAGACCAGUUGUACAAGAAGAAUUUCCUUGCUUUUGGUGCUGGGGCCCACCAGUGCGUGGGGCAGAGGUAUGCGAUCAAUCAUCUGGUUCUAUUCAUUGCUAUGUUCACGUCGCUAAUCGACUUCAAGAGACACCUAACAGACGGCUGCGAUGACAUCAUGUAUGUCCCCACCAUCUGCCCUAAGGAUGAUUGCCUGGUUUACCUUACUAGGAGGUGCUCGCGCUACCCUUACUUCACUUAA